GCAGACAGAUUCCAAAAACCCUCUACAGCGCUCGUAGCCAUUCACCCAGUCCUUUUCAGAUCAUUUGCAGCUCAGACGGAAUUUAAAUUGUGACUAACUUGCUUUUACAGUCUUUCUUUAAUUCCCUGAAAGCUCCUAGAAACUCCUCUAACAAUAAAAUGCUGCCUGCAACUUUUAAGCUGUGUGCUGGCAUCUCCUAUCGGCACAUGAGGAACAUGACAGGAAUCAGAAGAAAUGCCAUGGUGGCCAUUCAUCAUGAGCUGAAAAGACUAGCAGGUCCAGACCCCAGUAACUGGAUCAGCCAAGUCCGCAGACGAAGCUCCCUUCUCAGUUCUCGGAUCGAGGAGAGCAGCUACAGCGAGACAGAGAUGUCUUACGUGAAGCAGGGCGAGGAUGCGUUGCAGAAGGCCAUCAGCAUCCUCAGCGAGCAGGACGGCUGGACCAUUGAAACUGUGGCUGCGAAUGGAGAUAAGGUCCUGAGCAAGGUGUUGCCUGACAUCGGGAAGGUGUUCAAGCUGGAAGUGAUGCUGGAGCAACAUCCUGACAAUCUUUACCAAGAGCUGGUGGGGAAUAUGGAGCAGAUGGGCGAGUGGAACCCUAAUGUCAAACAGGUCAAAAUUCUUCAGAAAAUCGGCCAGGACACAAUGAUUACUCAUGAAGUAUCUGCAGAGACACCUGGAAAUGUGGUUGGCCCAAGGGACUUUGUCAGUGUCCGCUGCGCCAAACGCCGAGGCUCCACCUGCUUCCUGGCUGGAAUGUCCACUCAGCACCCGAAAAUGCCUGAGCAGAGCGGUGUAGUCAGAGCGGAGAAUGGGCCAACUUGUAUUGUUAUGAAGCCCUGUGCUGAAGACCCCAAUAAGACCAAGUUCACUUGGUUACUAAGUAUAGAUCUAAAGGGCUGGAUCCCGAAGACAAUCAUAAACAGAGUGCUCUCUCAGACGCAGGUGGACUUUGCCAACCACCUCAGGCAAAGAAUGGCUAAUAAUGUUUCUAUGGAGAUGGCUCAUGCCUGCUGACACAAGAAGCCUCUUGAGCUUUGGCACAGUGUGCUCAACGGUGGCAGAAGCAGCAACCCCAGCUCAUUAGAAAAUCAUAGAAAUCUGCUUACAACCUAAGGAUUGUGGAGAUCAGAUGAUGUUGUGCUUUUCUGAGAUCUUAAUAACGCCUUAAUAGAAAUGUGAGUUUUUCUCGACCCCAAUAAUAGAAAAUCUGUUAUAGGGUUUAACGUAACUGACAUGAAUCUGCACCUUGAGUGUUUCUGAUUGUAGUCAUUUUGGCCUGGUCUGGUCUUUUGAAAACAAAUGUAAAGAAAGAUUACACUGUUAGUGUUCUGUUACUCGUGAAAUGUAGAUGACAAACCAAACAGACUAUAAUCUCUAUCACUGUUAUUAUUUAAUUACUAUGUUAUACAAAUUAUAAAAUGGCAACUUAAAAGUGCUUCAGUCUCCCAGUUAUAAAAAGGAGUAGGAGCCUGUUAAAUAACAUGGCCAACUUUCACACAUUACCAUGGCACAGAACACGCUCAUCUGCAAAGGUGCCAAAACUAGCAAACAGUAUCUUGCAGUCUAAAUCUGAUUUAUGACAAGUGUCAUCAGUGCAAGCACGUAAAACACUAAAUUCUAUAGCACUCCAAUUAUCCUUCCCUCUGCUGUGAAAUCGCACUUGCAUUUUCAAUGUUUUAUUUAUUGUUGCUCAGGUGCAUUGCAUUAACGAGACUGCCAAGUGAAUAAAUGACAGCGGUGUCACUGAUAUUUAUAUAUUUUUGCUCAUAUUGUUCUGUUGGAGAAUGAUUUGUCCAUCCUAUUCUGAUGCACGAGAACUCAAAUAAAAUCACUUUCCGCCUUUUA
This is a messenger RNA of Mugil cephalus (flathead mullet), 1847 nucleotides long. It is a transcript of the gene star, whose product is annotated as steroidogenic acute regulatory protein. The coding region runs from base 159 to 1016 and encodes 285 amino acids. The transcript has 7 exons. The record is from RefSeq and is a predicted model, not a curated record. Gene Ontology annotation, biological process: intracellular cholesterol transport; steroid biosynthetic process; regulation of steroid biosynthetic process. Gene Ontology annotation, cellular component: mitochondrial intermembrane space; mitochondrion. Lineage: Eukaryota; Metazoa; Chordata; Actinopteri; Mugiliformes; Mugilidae. Gene Ontology annotation, molecular function: cholesterol binding; cholesterol transfer activity.